GUUUUUGUGAUUUCAUUCUUAUUGAACGUACGUACGUAGACUGGCAAUGCCUGUCUGACCUCAUAAUGCACGAUAUAGGACCAGUCUAUCUCUUUCGUACGAUAGAGACAGAGGACCAGUCUAAAUUGAACGGUGUAUAGCUAUUUUGUUCCAUGACAUAAUACUAUCAAUCCGGAAAAAAAUGGCGUUUCAAAAGGAUGUCAGACAUAUUGUGACGAUGUAGCCUUCCACCUUAAGAUAUGAUGAAACUCUUUACAUACAGUGGUACUUAAAAGGUUAAUCAAGCGCAAUAUGGAUCCUAAGUGUAGCGCCCAAGAUGUUGUACGAUGCCAUCUUUGUGAGACCCCCCUCCCCCCACUUCACUGUGACACGUGUCACCUAGAUCUGUGCAAAGCUUGUGUUGGAGAGCAUCUUCUGGAUGAUUCAAGACAACAUAAAAUGGUUCCAUUCAAACAGCGGGGAACCACUCCUAUUUAUCCAAACUGCCCAAACCAUGACAAAAAGCAAUGUGAAUUUUACUGCAAGGAAUGCAUCGUGCCUGUGUGUUCCAGCUGCAUUUUGACCAAUUCACACAAGGGUCACACUUUGCUUCCUUCACUAGAUGUGAUAGAGGCCAAACUAAAAGCUGUAGAAAAAGAUGUUGAUGAAUUACAAAACUCAAUCUACCCCAAGUACGAAGAAAUUCUUUUGGAAUUGGAGAAAAAAAAAGCCGAUUUAGAAAUCUAUUACGGAAAACUGACAACAAAUGCCACACAGAUGGGCGAGGACUUUCAUAAAGAAAUCAACAUUCUUGUUAACAAAAGUAAAACUGAAAUAAACGAAAUGAAAACCAAGCAUCUGGCUGUUCUAAACCAACAAGAAGACAAAAUCGCGAAUUCAGUCUCUGAAAUCACAAAAAGCAUUGCCAAUCUUAAGAAAUUACUUGUUUCCAAAGAUGUCUGCCUUGUAUCUGAGAAUAAUUCAAAGAAUGCACAAUUUAGAAAACUGCCACCUAAAUUAAUAGUAUCCCUACCAAAAUUUACAUCUCUAGAAAUAAAAAGAGAUCAGCUUACUGAACAGUUUGGUUCUCUAUCAGAAAUAUCUUUUACAGAAGAAGAACGUGGCAAUAUCAUGCCAACCCAGGAAGUCCAGCCAUCACCCCCGAACAGUUGGAGAGAUAGAGAGCGGGAGAAGGAGGAGGAGGGAGGUUGUGAUUGGCGAGCCUGGAGACCAGCAGGGGCCAGAGAAGGGGGCGGCUGGAGGGAGAGGGAGAAACAGCGAUCAGAGAGCUGGAAAAAAGAGACCAGCCCCACUAAGCAGUAUGAGGAGGAAAAAGAACUAAAAGGAGAAGGCUGGAGGGGAGAGAGGGGUGCUCCUAGGGAAGACAGGCCCCCAGUUCGAGGUAUCUAUACCCCUAGGGAAACGUGGAGAAGCAGAGGGGAGGAUCGAGUACCAUCGAGGGAUGGUGGUGAUCGUGGAGGAUUUGGAGAACGCAGAAGAGAUGAUAGAGAUUUUGGAAGAGGUAGAGAUGAUCGUGAUUUCGGAAGAGGGAGAGAUGACAGAGAUAGAGAUUUUGGCGAUGCAUGGAGAGACCGCCGUAAGGAUGAGGGAGGAGAUGAAAGAGGAGGAGGGGCCUGGAGAGGAGGCAGAACUGGAGGUGACAGCUGGAGAGAGAGGACUGGAGAGAAAGAGGGAUGGAGCCGGCGAGAUGACAGAGGACCAGCAAGAGAGGACAGAGUAUCAGCAAGAUGGGGCUUUAGUCAAAAUAGUGAGGUCCCCCCAUCGAGACGAGAAAGAGAAAGACGCUGGAGAGACAAACAUUCAUAAAAAGGAGCUGUCAGAAACCCUGAGGGAGAGGAAGAUGAUGGAUGGACCACAGUGCGUUAUUGAUCAGACUGAUAAACCGAGACAUCUUAUUGGAUGAAGAUGGAAACUGUGUUUGUGUUAAUGAACUGAUAGAAUUCAUCAACAAGUCCUGUGUUCUUUUAACAGGGUUACAAAAUCACAUAGCAACGGGUGAUAUACAAAUUGCAUUUAUUAAUGAUGCAUACUCCAUAGCAGUGUAUGGGUAUCUGUUUGCUUUGUAUUUAUGAAUAAUGUAACCGCUAAACUUUACUUCAAUGGAAAUAAAUUCUGCAUUAUUUUUGAUUGGAUAUAAUCUUUUAGCAAGAAUUCACUGUUCAUUUAUGUAAAAGUUGAUAGCUUAUUUAUGAAUGUAACUGUGUUAUGUCAUUGGUAGUAAACAUGAUUUAAAAGAA
This is a messenger RNA of Magallana angulata, 2237 nucleotides long. Its product is annotated as eukaryotic translation initiation factor 3 subunit A-like. The transcript is spliced from 6 exons. Bases 292 to 1806 code for a protein of 504 amino acids. Gene Ontology annotation, molecular function: zinc ion binding; ubiquitin-protein transferase activity. Gene Ontology annotation, biological process: positive regulation of DNA-templated transcription. Gene Ontology annotation, cellular component: chromatin; nucleoplasm. Lineage: Eukaryota; Metazoa; Mollusca; Bivalvia; Ostreida; Ostreidae. The record is from RefSeq and is a predicted model, not a curated record.